UUCCUCUUCAACAUAAAACAAUUCUCCCCUUUUCAAUUCAUUUCAUCACAAAAAAAAAGCCUCUCUAAAUUGCCCUUCUUGUUUUUUACCAGAAAGAUCUUCAGUUUCUAAUAUACUAAUGGCGCUCGAGGCUAUCAGUUCACCGAGACUAGCUUCUCCGGUCCCUCCUCUGUUCGAAGAUUCUUCAAGAUUUCACGGCGUCGAACACUGGACCAAGGGUAAAAGAUCUAAACGAUCCAGAUCCGACUUCCCCCACAAGAACCUCACAGAAGAAGAGUAUCUCGCUUUCUGCCUCUUGCUCCUCGCUCGUGACGGAGAUCGCAGCAACCGUAACCCUCUUCCUCCUCCUCCGGUGACGGUGGGGGAGAAGUCGUCAACCUACACGUGCAGCGUCUGCGACAAGUCCUUCUCGUCUUACCAAGCACUCGGCGGACACAAGGCCAGUCACCGGAAAAACUUAUCACAGACCCUAUCCGGCGGAGGAGACGAUCAAUCAACGUCGACCACAUCCGCGGUGACAACCGGAAGUGGGAAGUCGCAUGUUUGCUCGAUCUGUCACAAGUCGUUUCCUUCCGGCCAAGCUCUCGGCGGACACAAGCGGUGCCACUACGAGGGGAAUAACAACAGUAGCAGCAGCGUGGCUAACUCCGAAGGAGCGGGGUCCACCAGCCACGUCAGCAGCGGUCACCGUGGGUUUGACCUUAACAUCCCUCCUGUACCGGAAUUCUCGUUGGUGAACGGAGACGACGAAGUGAUGAGCCCGAUGCCGGCGAAGAAGCCCCGUUUUGACUUCUCGGAGAAAGCUUAAUCAGAUUUUUCAUGUGUUCUGUUUUGAGUUUGUGUAGGAGUUUGUUGGUUGUACAGACAAAGUUUCGCACAUUGAUUCAUUCCUGCCUUGUACUUUUUUUCAGUUGAAGUUAUUACUAGACUCAUUCUUUGUCAGAAUAGUUGUUUUCUUUUCAAUAUUUAAAUUUAUACAUGUUAGAGUUAUUUUUA
Molecule: messenger RNA, 996 nt
Organism: Brassica oleracea var. oleracea
Lineage: Eukaryota; Viridiplantae; Streptophyta; Magnoliopsida; Brassicales; Brassicaceae
Product: zinc finger protein ZAT10-like
Exons: 1
Coding region: 119-808 (229 amino acids)
Biological process (GO): response to stress
Molecular function (GO): DNA-binding transcription factor activity
Source: RefSeq, a predicted model, not a curated record